AUGGCUAACUAUGGAACCAUCCAUAGGCUAUCCAAAACUUCUUCCUCCAUAGAUCAUGCUCAAGUGAAGGUAGAUGAUUUGAGUCGCAAGGCCCCAAAAGAACUUGUGCUUCUCCGGUACAUGGCCAUCCCCUCUAGCCCAGAAGCAGCAGCAGUUCGAAUCAUCAGAAACUUAGGCUACUUCUGGGUUUAUUACACUCUCAUCAUCUGGGUCAUACUCUUGGUGAGCCUAGUGCCAAGACGUCGACUGUCUUUGAUCUUCCUGGUGGUGAUGACAGUAGUGACAUGCUUCUACCUUCUCUUGUUGCGAGCAUUCCCCAGUUCAAUAAUCCUGCACAAUAAGUUCAUUGACAGGCGACUGGUUUUGGCCUUAAUAGCCAUCAUCACCGUGGUUGAGCUUAUCCUUACACGCGCUGCCAUUCACCUUCUUGUGUCUCUUGCCAUCGGAAUUCCCAUUAUUCUUGUUCAUGCAGUAUUACGGGUUGGUGAUGAUCUUUUUGUGAGUGAAGAGGCUUCUGCAGGAGGGGAGUUGGUUCCGCUGCUGUCCAGGACAGCUCCUCCUGAUCAUGACUGUGAUUUGCCAGCUUAG
Messenger RNA from Nelumbo nucifera (sacred lotus), 588 nucleotides. Its product is annotated as PRA1 family protein F3-like. Lineage: Eukaryota; Viridiplantae; Streptophyta; Magnoliopsida; Proteales; Nelumbonaceae. The record is from RefSeq and is a predicted model, not a curated record.